This is a messenger RNA of Mesoplodon densirostris (Blainville's beaked whale), 4803 nucleotides long. It is a transcript of the gene ACTN2, whose product is annotated as actinin alpha 2. The transcript has 21 exons. Lineage: Eukaryota; Metazoa; Chordata; Mammalia; Artiodactyla; Ziphiidae. The record is from RefSeq and is a predicted model, not a curated record. Gene Ontology annotation, biological process: muscle cell development; actin cytoskeleton organization. Gene Ontology annotation, cellular component: cell projection; Z disc; plasma membrane. Gene Ontology annotation, molecular function: actin filament binding; calcium ion binding. Bases 245 to 2929 code for a protein of 894 amino acids.
CGGCGCGGGUAUUAAGCGGCGCGGCCGCUGCUCCGCAGCUCGAGCUGGUGCUUCGCCCGCGACCCAGCGCCCAGGCGUGCAUCCCCGAGAGGACCGCGCGAAGGUCACACCGCGCCCGCCAGCCCGUCCGCCGCCCGCGCCUCCGCCAAGCCCCGCGCGCCUCGCCGGCCCCGCCGCGUCUCCGCCCGCCUGUCCGACCGCCCGAGCCCCGCGCGCCCCGCCUCAGCCCGGCCACCCGAGCGCCAUGAACCAGAUCGAGCCCGGCGUGCAGUACAACUACGUCUACGAAGAUGACGAGUACAUGAUCCAGGAGGAGGAGUGGGACCGCGACCUGCUCCUCGACCCGGCCUGGGAGAAGCAGCAGAGGAAGACCUUCACUGCCUGGUGUAACUCCCACCUCAGGAAAGCUGGCACUCAGAUCGAGAACAUCGAGGAAGACUUCCGGAAUGGCCUUAAGCUCAUGCUGCUUUUGGAAGUCAUCUCAGGGGAAAGGCUGCCCAAACCUGACCGAGGAAAAAUGCGAUUCCACAAAAUCGCUAACGUCAACAAAGCCUUGGAUUACAUAGCCAGCAAAGGCGUGAAGCUGGUGUCCAUCGGGGCGGAAGAAAUUGUUGAUGGCAACGUGAAGAUGACGCUGGGUAUGAUCUGGACCAUCAUCCUGCGCUUUGCUAUUCAGGAUAUUUCCGUUGAAGAAACCUCUGCCAAAGAAGGUCUGCUGCUUUGGUGUCAAAGGAAGACUGCUCCUUAUAGAAAUGUGAACAUUCAGAACUUCCACACCAGCUGGAAAGACGGCCUUGGACUCUGUGCACUCAUCCACAGACACCGGCCCGACCUCAUUGACUACUCAAAGCUGAACAAGGAUGACCCAAUAGGAAAUAUCAACUUGGCCAUGGAAAUUGCAGAGAAGCACCUGGAUAUUCCCAAAAUGUUGGAUGCUGAAGACAUUGUGAACACUCCCAAACCCGAUGAAAGAGCUAUCAUGACAUACGUUUCCUGCUUCUACCAUGCUUUCGCGGGCGCGGAGCAGGCCGAGACAGCGGCUAACAGGAUAUGUAAGGUUCUUGCUGUGAAUCAAGAGAAUGAGAGGCUGAUGGAAGAAUAUGAGAGGCUAGCAAGUGAGCUUUUGGAAUGGAUUCAGCGCACGAUCCCCUGGCUAGAGAACCGGACCCCUGAGAAGACCAUGCAGGCCAUGCAGAAGAAGCUGGAGGACUUUCGGGAUUACCGCCGGAAGCACAAGCCUCCCAAGGUGCAGGAGAAGUGCCAGCUGGAGAUCAACUUCAACACCCUGCAGACCAAGCUGAGGAUCAGCAACCGGCCGGCCUUCAUGCCCUCUGAGGGCAAGAUGGUGUCGGACAUCGCGGGCGCCUGGCAGCGGCUGGAGCAGGCGGAGAAGGGCUACGAGGAAUGGCUGCUGAAUGAGAUCCGGAGGCUGGAGCGCGUGGAGCAUCUGGCAGAGAAGUUCCGGCAGAAGGCGUCCACGCACGAAACCUGGGCUUAUGGCAAAGAGCAGAUCUUGCUGCAGAAGGAUUACGAGUCGGCGUCUCUGACUGAAGUCCGGGCUCUGCUGCGGAAGCACGAGGCAUUCGAGAGCGACCUGGCGGCGCACCAGGACCGCGUGGAGCAGAUCGCGGCCAUCGCGCAGGAGCUCAAUGAACUGGACUAUCACGAUGCUGUGAACAUCAAUGAUCGGUGCCAGAAAAUCUGUGACCAGUGGGACAGGCUGGGAACACUCACUCAGAAGAGGAGAGAGGCCCUGGAGAGAACUGAGAAAUUGCUGGAAACCAUCGAUCAGCUUCACCUGGAGUUUGCCAAGAGAGCUGCUCCUUUCAACAACUGGAUGGAAGGCGCCAUGGAGGAUCUGCAAGACAUGUUCAUUGUCCACAGCAUUGAGGAAAUCCAGAGCUUGAUCACCGCCCACGAGCAGUUCAAGGCCACGCUGCCUGAGGCCGACGGCGAGCGGCAGUCUAUCCUGGCCAUCCAGAACGAGGUGGAGAAGGUGAUCCAGAGCUACAGCAUCAGGAUCAGCUCGAGCAACCCCUUUAGCACUGUCACCGUGGAUGAGAUCCGGUCCAAGUGGGACAAGGUGAAGCAGCUCGUGCCCAUCCGGGACCAGUCGCUGCAGGAGGAGCUGGCCCGCCAGCAUGCCAACGAGCGUCUGCGGCGCCAGUUUGCCGCACAGGCCAAUGCCAUUGGGCCCUGGAUCCAGAACAAGAUGGAGGAGAUUGCCCGGAGCUCCAUCCAGAUCACGGGAGCCCUGGAGGACCAGAUGAAUCAGCUGAAGCAGUACGAGCACAACAUCAUUAACUACAAGAACAACAUCGACAAGCUGGAAGGCGACCAUCAGCUCAUCCAGGAGGCCCUGGUCUUUGACAACAAGCACACUAAUUACACCAUGGAGCACAUUCGUGUGGGCUGGGAGCUGCUGCUGACGACCAUUGCCAGAACCAUCAACGAAGUGGAGACCCAGAUGCUGAUGAGAGAUGCGAAGGGCAUCACCCAAGAGCAGAUGAAUGAGUUCAGAGCCUCCUUCAACCACUUCGACAGGAGGAAGAAUGGCCUGAUGGAUCAUGAGGAUUUCAGAGCCUGCCUGAUCUCCAUGGGUUAUGACUUGGGUGAAGCUGAGUUUGCCCGCAUCAUGACCCUGGUGGAUCCCAACGGGCAGGGCACCGUCACCUUCCAAUCCUUCAUUGACUUCAUGACCAGAGAGACGGCCGACACCGACACCGCCGAGCAGGUCAUCGCCUCCUUCCGAAUCCUGGCUUCCGACAAGCCGUACAUCCUGGCAGAGGAGCUGCGCCGAGAACUGCCCCCUGACCAGGCCCAGUACUGCAUCAAGAGGAUGCCCGCCUACUCGGGCCCAGGCAGCGUGCCUGGUGCCCUGGAUUACGCCGCCUUCUCCUCCGCGCUCUAUGGGGAGAGCGAUCUGUGAGGCCGGGGUUCUGUAAUCACUGGUCCCAGCAGAACGCAAUAAAAGCUCAAGUUAUAGUUUGUUUCUUGGAAACUUUGAGAAGCUUUAUUCAGUUAAGAGAGAGAAAACUUUUUUUGCAGCUCAGUUAUUGACUGCAAUGUAAUAUGGCUGAAGUUUUUGCAGUAGAUGACAUAGCGUACUUAACAAAUAAGUUUCUUUAUUUCUGAUUCUAGCCAAAUGCAAUGAAAUAUCAGGGUUUUUGUUGGUUUCUUUGAUAAAACAAAGCAAAUUACUUGAGUAGUGUGAAAUUAAGAAGACCUAGGGGCAGAAGAAAUGUACAAAAUGGGAAAAUUCCAAAAUACCCAAGAUUCAAGAGCAGAAUAAUAAUAGUAAAUUUUGAUACUUUAAAAAUAUUCUUCAUAUAUAUAAUAUGCUUAUAUGGUUAUCCCUAGGGGAAUAUAUUUGGGAUACUGGUGUUUUACUUUCUUGCUUAUCCAAAGAUUAGCUAUGUUUAAGAUAAAUGGUACUGUCGCCUUUUUAGCUGAAUUUAAUAUUGUGAGAUGGAACUUCCAGGGAAUAGAAACAGACUACCCAAAAGAUCUUUAGUACUUAAAACAUUUUAGAUAGAAAUUAUAGUCAGCUCUUCAUUAUUUAGGACUAUGUAGUCUAAUUAGCGGGUUUCAAUGCCUUACUCAUCCUCCAAAGUAGGGACCUCAGGAAACAUGGAAGUCAGUUUAAUUGCCGGGGAAGAAGAUGGAAUCACUAGGUAAAAUGAGUUUUUUAGGAUUAUUUAUUGAUUCCAGGUUUCCGUACUUUGUCUAGAGCUUGUUAGUAUGUUAGGUUCUCAAGAGAUGACAGUACAUAAAUGCUCUGUUUUUAAACAAACAGGUGUUGAUAGUAGUUCAUAACAGGGUGACAAGUCAAAAACUGGUACCUUUAUAAGCUCUCCAGGCAGAACUUCUCCUUUAUACCUUGAGUUUUAUGAUAUGGUGAAGAGAAGGCAUUAGAAGGGAAGAGUUAGUACGAAAGGACUAGUUCUCAACAACAGUAGAGGUAAGUUCUUUCACUGUAGAACCUUUACAUACUUCAGGUGAAUUCAUUUCGUGUAGUAGGAGUUCUUAGAUGUUUCUGCCAGCACUCAGUGCAUGUUCCCGCUGUGAUUGGAUGAUGCAUCCUAACACAUCCUGAGUCUGGCUCUGUGCGCGUGGAAGCCCCAUGCAGAAGAUGCCAGUGGCUCCCACCAUCAGCCAGAUCUGUCAGUGUUCGUUCAUUUUCCUGCUUGUGCUACCGUAUGCUGUACCUCCCCUGUUUUUCCAUCUUGUUGACAGCUUGUAGAGAAUAAAGCAGGCAUUCUUUUUAUAUCUGAGUCCUUAAUGAUCAGGACAUGAAUUAUAAACAAAAACAGUUGUAAACAGCAAUUAAAGUGUCACUAGAAAAGCAGUAAUGUGUUACCUACAGUUUGUUUCCUCAGAUUUUUGUAGAUUUCCACCAGUAGUUGGAAAUGUGAUAUUUUCCAUUUAUAACUGGUAACUUAAUACCUUUAUACAAUUGGCCCACUUAGAACCUUCAACCUUUAUAAAUUUCAUUUAAUUUGCUUCAUUUUAUUAAGUAGUUGAUAGUUUACAAAUUCCUGAAAUAUCUAAGUCCUUGAGUUCAGUGCCAAACACUUUUGGGGUGUCAUUUAGAUGAACUGUGACUCCUUAUUUUACUUCAAGCAGGUGCUAUAUUCCAGCCAUAAACAUUAAGGAAAAAAUGGGAAGUUGUUCUGCCUUUGAGGCUACUAGGGGGAUUUGUGGUGUUUUGGAAUGGGUAUAGGUAGUUCAUCUACCUAAAACUUUAAUUUCUUUACAACGUUCAGGCAAGAGAAUGGAUCAAUACUGUCUGCUAAUAAAUGA